Protobothrops mucrosquamatus (brown spotted pit viper) is the source of this 2278-nucleotide messenger RNA. It is a transcript of the gene ANP32A, whose product is annotated as acidic nuclear phosphoprotein 32 family member A. The record is from RefSeq and is a predicted model, not a curated record. Gene Ontology annotation, biological process: regulation of apoptotic process; nucleocytoplasmic transport. The transcript has 7 exons. Gene Ontology annotation, molecular function: histone binding. The coding region runs from base 74 to 820 and encodes 248 amino acids. Gene Ontology annotation, cellular component: perinuclear region of cytoplasm; nucleus. NCBI's taxonomy places the organism in Eukaryota, Metazoa, Chordata, Lepidosauria, Squamata, Viperidae.
GAGCCACCGGUGUCAAUACAAAAGAGGGAGCGGAGCGCGGCGGAGCCAGGCGGCCUCCCGCGGAAUCGGGGACAUGGACAUGAAGAAAAGGAUCCACUUAGAGCUGCGGAACAGGACGCCCUCCGACGUAAAAGAACUUGUUCUUGACAACUGCAGGUCAAAUGAAGGAAAAAUUGAAGGCCUCACAGAUGAAUUUGAAGAGCUGGAACUAUUAAGUACAAUCAAUGUAGGCCUCACCUCAGUUGUAAACUUACCAAAAUUAAACAAACUUAAGAAGCUCGAGUUAAGUGACAACAGAAUCUCAGGGGGACUGGAAGUAUUGGCAGAAAAAUGUCCGAACCUCACACAUCUAAACCUAAGUGGCAACAAAAUAAAGGAUCUUAGUACAAUAGAACCACUGGAGAAGUUAGAAAACCUGAAGAGUUUAGAUCUUUUCAAUUGUGAGGUCACUAACCUGAAUGACUACAGAGAUAAUGUCUUCAAACUUCUCCCUCAACUCACGUAUCUGGAUGGCUAUGAUCGAAAUGAUAAAGAGGCCCCUGAUUCGGAUGCAGAAGGCUACGUGGAAGACCUAGAUGAUGAAGAGGAGGAGGAGGAUGAAGAGGACUAUGAUGAAGAGGGUCAGUUAGGAUACUAUGAAUUAGAGGAAGAGGAGGAUGUGAGUGAAGAAGAGGAAGAUGUGAGUGGAGAAGAGGAGGAGGAUGAAGAGGAUUAUAAAGAUGGUGAAGUAGAUAAUGAAGAAGAGGAAGAAGAAGUUGAUGAAGCCCGGGGGGAGAAGAGAAAACGGGAGGCCGAUGAUGAAGGCGAGGAGGAAGAUUAAAUGCAACGUAAUCUGUUUUGGGGGGGAAAUAAGUCUCCUAUUGUGAUUUGACUGUUUAUACCCUGUAUUUUCACCCCUUCUCACCCCCCCUCCCUGGAAUGUAAUGUUGCUGUGAGAUCAAGAAGGAAAUGCUUAAUUUUAUGGGCAAGGGAAUUAAAAUAACAUAUUUUUUAAAAAACACCUGCCAUUCAGACUGCUACACUUUGUUUCUGAAAAAAAUAUUUUAUCUGUUAUUCCUGUUUAUGCAGUAGCAGACAGAACGCAAGAGAUAACUUCAUUUUUCUUGAAGUGGCUCAUCUUGGACUCUAGAUUUUUUUUUUAAAGUUUUUUAGAAAUAAAUAUGAGCCGGAAGAUUUCCACAAUGAUUCAAAUUGAUGGCUGGAGCUGGAGGGCGGAGGGAUAAUUUGGGCCUGAAGACUCAGUGGCUUUCCCCCCCUUUUUGCCAGUUUAUGAAGAUAUUGUAAGUAUUUCUUUCUUCUCUUCUGGAUGCAGCAAAAUUGGCCGUGGGAGCAUUCCAGCCGCCGCCACCGCAGGGGAGCAGCAGCAUCUUGAUAACCAAGUGUUUUCUUGUUACCUGUUUUGUGAAUGGCUGCCGUUCCCAGAAACCCUUUUCUUCCACUUCCUAUCGGUAACAUUUACUUGGUUGUUUGUAAAUAGUGACCAACUAUGUAAUUUCUCUCUCCUUUCUCUCUCUCUCUCCCUCCUUUUUAUUUGGUUUGUGGGGGUGAUUUUGCAAAUUUUUAUUUUAAAAAAUCUCGUAGAGCAUGGCUGGGCAAGCUCUCCUGGGAUGGGAACCGCUCAAGAAUAUGGCAGGAUCCUUGUUCAGCUCCCAUUCCUGGUUGGUUCGUAUUCUGACUAUUGAGGGGGUCUAGAGCAGUUCUCUGUAAACGGCAGUCAUGGAAAUAUCUAUAAAUAUAUAUAAAAAGUGUUCCUAAUUUCCUGAGUUAACUGGUGAAUUGCAUUUGACAGUUGUAAUAAAAAAAGAAAAUGUUUGAACCCUUUUAACUAAAGUGUGUACUAUUUUGGUCUGUAAAAUACUAUAUAUAAAAAUAUAUUAACAACUCCUUGAUAUUAGGUGAUGAGAAUCUGUUUCCACGUGUGCUCUACAAUACUCUGAAGAUCUUUGCAAACCGUUUAAUAACAGAGGAGACAGUACUGGACGCCCAGGCCAGUCGGGUCUCUUUUCAUACACGAGCAAGGAUUGCUGAAAGAAAAGUUGUAUUUUCUUAAAAAGUCAGUAAAUUGACUGCAAAGUACCUAGUUGAAUGUACAGAUUUAAUUUCAUGUCCCUCUUCGAAUAAGAGCUCUAGAAGUGGCUUGUAUUUUCUAGUCAGUUUCUCAUCUGUAUAUAAACAAGCACGUCCAUUGCGACCUUCCCGCUUGCUCCCCAAAGAGCCAAACUUUUUGAGUUUUAUGUCUUUGUUAAUUAUGAAUUUCAAUAAAUCUUUUUAUACAAUU